UUUGAAGUCAGGAACGAAGGAAAAGAAAAGGAAAACAUUGUUUGAGGAAAUGCAAGGUACACUGUUUGCUAGGAGAAGCUAUGGAUAUAGUAUGCAAUUUGUUCAGCGACGAGGGUGAGAGUAGCAGAAGCGCGGUUUUAACGACGUCUCCAGCCCAGCGCGCCACGCCAUCAUGUAUUAUCCUCAGCCUGCCGUCUCCUUGGCGGCGGCGGCGGCCCUCCGCCCCUCGCUCCCCACCCUCCGCCGCCGCUCCCACUCCCCUUCCCCAAGGGCGUCAUCCCUUCUCCACUGCCGCCGCUCCUCCACGCCGCCUCCAUGGCUUAGGACUAGGAGGAGGACGCCUAUCGCCGCCGUCUCCGACGACUUCUUCACCGUCGACUUGGACGCUGAUGAAUUGGAAUCGGAUUCCGGCGACGACGGUCUCGCCUCUCCAUGGGAGGGCGCGCUCGUGUACCGCCGCGACGCCGCCGUCCACCACCUCGAGUACGCCACCACGCUGGAGCGCCUCGGCCUCGGGGACCUCUCCUCCCCCGACUCCCGCGCGCGCGCCGCCAACCUGGGGCUGGGGCUGUCUGGAGGGGGACAGGACGGCACUGCCGCUCAGUCUCAGACCCCCGUCCUCGUCUCCCUCGACGUCACCAGGCGCCGCGGCCGCCUGCGCCUGGACGGCAUCGUGCGCACCGUCAUCACCCUCGGCUGCUUCAGGUGUGCUGAGCCAGCUCCUCAAGGUAUAUUUGCGAAUUUUUCCCUGCUGUUGACAGAAGACCCAGUAGAGGAACCAGAUGUAGUUGACCUUGGCACGAUUUUUGAAGAGGACAUCGCGAAGGGUGCUUCGCUAGCUGGCACCAUGGAUAACCAAGACGACGACCAAGAUAUCGACUGGGAUGACCGGCUGCACUUCCCAGCUGCUGACAGGGAAAUCGAUAUAUCCAAGCACAUCCGGGACAUCAUUCACCUGGAGAUCACGUUGGAUGCAGUUUGCGAUCCCAAUUGCAAGGGCCUAUGCCUUAGCUGUGGCGCAAACCUCAACACCAGCAGCUGCACAUGCAACAAAGGCAAGCCGAAGGAGCCCAAGAACGUCAAAGGACGAGGACCUCUCAAAGAGUUGUUGAAACCCAUGCAAAAAAGAUGAUGCAGAUAUCAAAGUUUGUAGAACUAGCGUCACCUUGCCAACUUUAUCUCAUGUCAUGCUAUAGAAUAUAGUCACUCCAGUGGAAAUGGAGACAUGAAGUUUUUUCUUUCCCCUCUGCUCAAUGCCACUACAUAUGAGAUACUUCUAGGAUCUUUGAAGUAUAGGAAGGCAAUCCAUGCCUACCAGCAAAUAGAUAUCGAAUAAUAACUGUACAUCUGGAAGCAAGGGCGUGGAAUGUACUGUA
Molecule: messenger RNA, 1376 nt
Organism: Sorghum bicolor (sorghum)
Lineage: Eukaryota; Viridiplantae; Streptophyta; Magnoliopsida; Poales; Poaceae
Product: large ribosomal RNA subunit accumulation protein YCED homolog 1, chloroplastic
Exons: 2
Coding region: 173-1132 (319 amino acids)
Source: RefSeq, a predicted model, not a curated record